AUGGUGAAGGACGAAGUAAAGAAGGCCCUCGAGAGCGUGCAGAAAGCCGUCCAGGGCGAUCUCAAUGGCACUGGACAAGCCCACGUUGACUUGCUUGAGACCAUCCGCAAGCUGAGUCUGGCGGUUGAAACCCCAGCCGAGACUCUGAUGCGAAUGCGGUUCGAGCCUCUACAAAGCGCUGCAAUUCGGCUAGCUUUAGAAACUGGUGUGCUGGAUGCUAUCUCCUCUCUAGGCGGCAAGAAGGUCACGGCCGAUGAGCUUGCAGACUUGACAAAGUACCAUGCUCUUCUCAUCGCUCGCAUUAUGAGGCUGGUAACCUGGGCUGGUGUGGUCGAUGAAGUAGGCGAAAAUACUUAUGCAGCAAAUGAAAUGACACGCCUUAUUGUCUCGCCUGGACUCUCUGGCGGAGAAAAGCACCAUUUUGACUUAUUCUUCCCAACUGGCGCCAAGUUGAUGGAGUACCUGCACGAGACCAAGGUUCACCAGUUUCCUAAAGAUGAUGAGAUCAGUGCGUUUCAGUACGCACACGGUAAGAAACUUUGGGAAUACUUCGAUGCCGUCCCGGAGCAGAGGAAGUACUUCGACGAUUACAUGGCUGUUAGGCGAGUUGGUCUUGUGAAGUGGUUCCAGACAUAUCCUAUGGCGGAGAUUCUUUGUCCUGCAGCCAAAAGGGAUGCCAAUGCUGCCUUAUUUGUAGACGUAGGUGGAAAUUGGGGCCAUGAAGUUGAGUCUUUUCAUGAAGCGUACCCAGACGCUCCAGGACGUUUGAUCUUGCAGGACCUUCCCCAAACGAUCGAAAAGGUUCGCAGAGAGAAUCCACCUAAAGAUGUCGAAUGUAUGGAGUAUGACUUCUUCCAACCCCAACCAAUCAAAGGGGCUCGGGCAUAUUACUUCCGUAAUAUCUGCCAUGAUUGGCCCGACGAGCAAUGUCAAAUCUUCCUAAGUAACACGGCUCGGUCAAUGGAGGAGGGAUAUUCUCGACUCCUCAUUGACGACUACGUAUUGAACGACGUCCAAGCCCCCAUCCGUGCUGCGGCCAUGGAUCUUUUGAUGAUGCUGUUCUGCUCUGGCAUUGAGAGAACGCGCCACCAAUGGGAGAUUUUGCUUGAUCGGUGUGGUCUAGAGAUCGUUAAAGUCUGGGGGACACGCAGUGACUAUGAGCAAGUUAUUGAGGCGAGGUUGAAGGAAUGA
Messenger RNA from Bacidia gigantensis, 1191 nucleotides. RefSeq lists its product as uncharacterized. The transcript has 4 exons. The coding region runs from base 1 to 1191 and encodes 396 amino acids. Gene Ontology annotation, molecular function: O-methyltransferase activity. The record is from RefSeq and is a predicted model, not a curated record. NCBI's taxonomy places the organism in Eukaryota, Fungi, Ascomycota, Lecanoromycetes, Lecanorales, Ramalinaceae.